GCGAAGCAAACCCGCGUGGGAACGGAGGCGCUAGGACCCAGGGGGAUGCGGGGCGGCCGGGUUCUCUGAACCAGAUUGCAAAUUCGCCUCGGUGACUCAGUCGGCUCCGCGCAGCGCGUAGUAGGCGGUAGCCGGGACUGAGACUGGGAGCAGCAGAGCACCAAGAUGGAGUACGAGUGGAAACCCGACGAGCAGGGGCUCCAGCAGAUCCUGCAGCUGCUCAAGGAGUCUCAGUCCCCGGACACGACCACGCAGAGAGCCGUGCAACAAAAACUGGAACAACUCAAUCAGUAUCCAGACUUCAACAACUACCUGAUUUUUGUUCUUACAAAACUAAAAUCUGAAGAUGAACCCACACGGUCGCUGAGUGGCCUCAUUUUGAAGAAUAAUGUAAAAGCUCAUUUUCACAGCUUUCCUAAUGGUGUAACUGACUUCAUUAAGAGUGAGUGCUUAAACAAUAUUGGCGACUCCUCCCCAUUAAUCAGAGCCACUGUUGGUAUCCUGAUUACAACCAUUGCCUCAAAAGGAGAAUUGCAAAACUGGCCUGAACUUUUACCAAAGCUUUGUAGCCUGCUGGAUUCUGAGGAUUACAAUACCUGUGAGGGUGCAUUUGGAGCACUUCAGAAGAUUUGUGAAGAUUCUGCUGAAAUCUUAGAUAGUGAUAUAUUAGAGCGACCUCUCAAUAUCAUGAUUCCUAAAUUUUUACAGUUCUUCAAGCACAGCAGCCCCAAAAUAAGGUCCCAUGCAGUUGCAUGUGUCAACCAGUUUAUCAUCAGUAAGACUCAAGCCCUUAUGAUGCACAUUGAUGGAUUUAUUGAGAAUCUGUUUGCACUGGCUGGGGAUGAGGAGCCUGAAGUACGUAAAAAUGUUUGUCGGGCUCUGGUGAUGCUGCUUGAAGUUCGAAUGGACCGCUUGCUUCCCCAUAUGAUUAGUAUUGUGGAGUACAUGCUGCAAAGGACACAGGACCAAGAUGAAAAUGUGGCUUUGGAGGCUUGUGAGUUUUGGCUAACUUUGGCCGAGCAGCCCAUUUGUAAAGAUGUGCUGUGUCGGCAUCUUACCAAGUUGAUACCUGUUUUAGUGAAUGGCAUGAAAUACUCAGAAAUAGAUAUAAUUCUGCUAAAAGGAGAUGUUGAAGAAGAUGAAGCCAUCCCAGACAGUGAACAAGAUAUAAGGCCCCGAUUUCACCGAUCACGGACAGUAGCUCAGCAGCAUGAAGAAGAUGGUAUUGAGGAGGAGGAGGAGGAGGAGGAUGAACUUGAUGAUGAUGAUACAAUUUCUGACUGGAAUUUAAGGAAGUGUUCUGCUGCUGCCCUUGAUGUACUUGCCAAUGUAUUCCGUGAUGAAUUGCUGCCACACAUUUUGCCCCUUCUGAAAGAAUUGCUUUUUCAUCCAGAAUGGGUGGUCAAAGAAUCAGGCAUCCUAGUUCUAGGAGCAAUUGCUGAAGGUUGCAUGCAGGGUAUGAUUCCAUAUCUUCCUGAGCUAAUCCCUCACCUUAUUCAGUGCCUCUCUGAUAAAAAGGCUCUUGUGCGCUCCAUUACUUGCUGGACUCUUAGCCGCUAUGCACACUGGGUAGUCAGUCAACCCCCAGACACGUACUUGAAGCCAUUAAUGACUGAGUUGCUAAAACGUAUCCUUGAUAGCAACAAGAGAGUACAAGAAGCUGCCUGCAGUGCCUUUGCUACUCUAGAAGAGGAGGCUUGUACAGAACUUGUUCCUUAUCUUGCUUAUAUACUUGAUACUCUGGUCUUUGCUUUUAGUAAAUACCAGCAUAAGAAUCUGCUCAUUCUUUACGAUGCCAUAGGAACUUUAGCAGAUUCUGUAGGCCAUCAUCUAAACAAACCAGAAUAUAUUCAAAUGCUUAUGCCUCCACUAAUCCAGAAAUGGAACAUGUUGAAGGAUGAAGAUAAGGAUCUUUUCCCUUUAUUAGAGUGCCUAUCUUCGGUUGCCACUGCCUUGCAAUCUGGCUUCCUUCCAUACUGUGAACCUGUGUACCAGCGCUGUGUAAACCUGGUACAGAAGACUCUUGCACAAGCCAUGUUGCACAAUGCUCAACCAGACCAGUAUGAGGCUCCGGAUAAAGACUUCAUGAUUGUGGCUCUUGAUUUACUUAGUGGCUUAGCAGAAGGACUUGGAGGCAACAUUGAGCAGCUAGUGGCUCGCAGCAAUAUCCUGACGUUAAUGUACCAGUGUAUGCAGGAUAAAAUGCCUGAGGUGCGACAGAGUUCUUUUGCAUUGCUAGGUGAUUUGACGAAGGCUUGUUUUCAACAUGUGAAGCCUUGCAUUGCGGAUUUUAUGCCAAUUUUGGGAACCAACCUGAAUCCUGAGUUCAUUUCUGUGUGUAACAAUGCCACCUGGGCUAUUGGAGAAAUUUCUAUUCAGAUGGGUAUAGAGAUGCAGCUUUAUAUUCCUAUGGUCUUGCACCAGCUUGUAGAAAUCAUUAACAGACCCAACACACCAAAGACUUUGUUAGAAAACACAGCAAUAACAAUUGGUCGUCUUGGUUACGUUUGUCCUCAAGAGGUGGCCCCCAUGCUACAGCAGUUUAUAAGACCCUGGUGUACCUCUCUCCGAAACAUAAGGGACAAUGAAGAGAAAGAUUCAGCAUUCCGUGGGAUUUGUACCAUGAUCACUGUCAAUCCUAGUGGAGUAGUCCAAGACUUUAUAUUUUUUUGUGAUGCUGUUGCAUCAUGGAUUAACCCAAAAGAUGAUCUGAGAGACAUGUUCUGUAAGAUCCUUCAUGGAUUUAAAAAUCAAGUUGGAGAUGAAAAUUGGAGGCGUUUCUCUGACCAGUUUCCUGUUCCCUUAAAAGAGCGCCUUGCAGCUUACUAUGGAGUUUAACCACAUGUAUUCAAGCUGCAGUACAACAGUUAGGGGUCUUUCAGUCUGGAAGACUGGGAGGGAGCCUCUGCACCCAGGGAAAAAAAUGUUACCCUUUACUGGGGGGAAGGGUAAACCAGUAGGGAAUACAGUACAAUCCCAAGCCUACUGGGAGGGGCGGGAGGGAGGUGUUGCCGUCACUGUAUUAAGCCGAUGUUGGGAAAUGUUUUAACAUCUGGAGCUUUUGUGGGUGGAAAUCUGUCUCCUGUUACAACUCUGCACUGGAUGUGAAGAAGCGCAAAAAAAAAAUCACAAAACAGCACAUUCUGCAAUGUUAUGGGGAACUGUACCAAAAUGAAAACUAUAAAAUUGAACUAUAGGGGGUAUGUAAAGAGGAAAUAUAUUGUGUUCACACAAUAAAGGAAACCGAAGAAUGAGGAUUACCGAGAGUAAAGGUGUCAUAAUAAGGGGUUUCUGCAUUGUUUCAUCUUGAUGGGAUUCCUAGGUAUUGCUAGGUAUUGCAUGUUAAUGAAGAACUAAACAAAUGAAGUUAGUACAGUUAAAUGAAGCUUGUUACCUGUAUUAGGAGCAAGCACUUGCAGUGUACAAAUUAAAAUAACCCCAUAAUAAAGUAAUAAAGGUUAACUUGAACAAAAUGAAGCAACCUGCAAGAUGCCAAAUGAGUCACUCCUUUUCAUUUUGGGGGUGGGGGGAGGGGCAUUUCAGAAGAAAGGCAAUUUUUUAUUUUACAUUGAAACUUUAAAGGUAGUGGAUAUGAUUUGAUGGUUGUACUUCAUUAGAUUUAAUUUCUAGAGUAAGGCAUAAUUCUUAACGUGCAGUUUAAGGUUCAGGCAUGCAUUUUUGGAUCAUAGUGAUCGAGCGUAUUUUUAGUGGGAAAGUAGCAUGCUUGCAUCAGAGUGAGAGUGGUACACAUUACUUACGUUGCGCCAGUUUUGUGUUACAGUUUACCAAUUAAGUAUAGCCCUGCAUUUAAAGAUUCCUUUUAAGAUUCUGUGGAUUUUAUGUUUAUUAAGAAUAUAAAUAUAAAAUACUUGUAGUUACAAUUAGGCCUUGAAAUAUCUUUUUAGGAACUGUUAGGAAUAAGAUUGAUAUUGUAUUGUGUAACCUGCACAAUGUGGAAAGCUGAUAUAGCUGUGCAAAGUAUUGCCUCUGUGCUGUCAGUGUGAUGUGCUUUCUGCAUGGUUAUACUAGUGAUUUUUAUCAGAACUUCUAAAAAAAGUUACAUGGUAAGACCUGUUAAAGGCUACAUAAAUGUUAGUUGGCACGUAAAGACAAUUGUAGAAAAUUAAUGACAUGAUUGCUACAUUUCAGUGUUUAUUCCCACCCAACAUAUUAUCAAACUACAAUUUUCCCCCUUUCAAAGCAUGAUCUUAAGAUACGUAAGUUAAUGGAUGUAAAGCAGGGUAUUGACACUAUUAUCGGCGCAUGUUGGUGGCCCUUUGUGUUCUAAAGUGUGCACAAGGGUGCAAGUUAAUAGCUACAGAGUGAAAGUUGGUUUGGAUCCUCUUCAUUUCAUUUGUUUAGCUUUUCUGUUUUCCUUCUACUCACUUGUAUUCCUGUGAAUAAAUCCUUGUUAAGUUAACCCUUUACUUUUCUUUCCAUGUGUAUUUUCUUAUGUACUGUGAAUGUGAAAAUCUAACUGGUACACUUGAUCUUGUGUUACUAUAAAAGUGCAAGUUGUGAUUAAUUUAGAUUGCCCUAAGAGUAUCCCAUGAUGAUGAAGGAAAAUGGAGAGAACUAACUCUGCUGGUCAGAGGUGAAGCCACACCUUUCCAUUUUCUAUAAGUGCUGCAAAAUUAAUCUGUGCAAAAAAUUUUUUAAAAAGCCAUAACAGCCGCCUUAUAUUUUAGAUUCUCAUCUUUGCAUUGCAGAAACAAAUACUGGAUAACAAUUUUUGUAAAGACUGACUUUGCAUGACUUGGUUCUUUUCAGGUUGUUUGAUUUAGCCAUUGCACUGAAGUUCAAGCUGUGUGAGUGUGACAUUUAUGAACUAUGACUUCAAGUUUUUGUUUAAUGCAUGGAGGCAUGCACAAGUCUUAUACAUUCCUUUUUCCGCUUUGCAAAUUUGAGUGGGGUAAACAUGCUUGGAAAUGACCUUUCAAUACAUGUCCUUUUAUAAAGAUGGAAAUCACUACUACUACAUAAUCCAUUUGAACAAAACUGCAUGUGAUCUACUUUCAAAUCAAUUUGCUAUUUCAAAAAUUACAGCUUCUCCUUUUGCAGCUUUUCAAAUCAAAGAUGUAAAUAUAAAUUCCCAACAACAUAAAAUUUAUUGAGUGUAGAAAUUGUCUUAGACAAGGGUUUAAUUUAAUUUCUCUGUGAGUGGACAGAGCAUUAAUGCAAGAGAAAAUGGAGUUCUAAAUCAUAAACCCUUUUUAUUUGUUUUGGCCCUUACAAAGUUGAACAGUUAAAGGUUAGUAUGCAAAAGCCAUUUGUUAAAUAUAUAAUUUUAUUACUUGGGUUAAUAUAGAGGGAUGUGACUGCUCUACUGUGACUAAACUGAUCAGGCAGAAAAGUAACAAGAAAGCAAUAUUACAGCUAAUGCUUGUUAAUGAGUUCAUGCUUCAGAGCAAACAAUCACUCAUACUGUUUAAAGUAUUGUACACUUGCAGAAACCAUUUGGGUUAGAAUUUGAGGUAAAAAGUUCUAAUACAACACUAACAGUUAUAAAUUGAAUAUAAUUGCAUCAUGGGAUAUAUAAAAGCAUCUUAUUUCUAUUUGUGUAGUCUUGACAGUUUUUGAAUGUUGACUGAAUGUUGAUACCAGUAGAAUUGUGCAUUUGUCUUUGUUACAUUCCAGUGUUCUCUGCCUCUUGGCAUGCUACAAGCACGGCUUAUUAAAUCUGCUCCUUACACGGUAAAUAAAAGUGCUUAGUGUGCUAAACUACAGAAAUAGCCGCUGCUAAGUGAUGUAGAUUUUCUACUUGAAUAUUUUUUGUUGUAGAAACCUCAGGAGGUCAGUGUUUACUGUUUUUGUAUAUGCCUUUGUUUUCUUGUCCAAGGCCCCCUACAUUUGAAGGAUUCUAACAGUGAAUAAAGCUGCUGAUCAACCUAAGUUGGUAACAGAAAGUAUAUUUUAAAACAUUUUAAAGGCAUCUCUUUUUGCAGAAAAAGUUGUCUAAUAUGGUAUGGUUUUCUAGUAGCACAGUUUUUUGACUAUUAAGGGGGAAAGCCUCCUUUACAUUGUUUGUUUAAUUUCUUUAAAAGUGAAAUGUAAGGGAACUGAAUCAAUUUUGUAAAUUUUUUACUUAGGAUUAUUUUCUAAAUUGGUAUAUAGGUAUUAGUUAUAAUACUAGCUAGAUUCCAGUGUUUUGCAUCUUAAUCCUAAACAUACUUGGAAGCAAGUACAAUUCAUUUCAAUGAGAAUUGCUUCCAAGUAAGUACAGUUUGGCGGAUCUGUAGCCACUUAAGAGGGUGCAGUCAUGGCAACAUGCAUAAAAAGAAUAAACGUGUUGAAACACAUAGCCAAUAGAAUUUUUUAAAACAUAAAGCAAUUUUAAUUUUGUAAAACACUAUUGAUACACACUGUGAUAAUUCUGCAUUUUUCUUUAGCAUUGGCAUGAAUUACUUAAACUACAUAAAUACUGUGUAAUUAGAUUUAUACUACUUGUAGGAAGAUUUCCAAAGUUGAAACUUGCUGUUUGCUUGUUGUUGUUUGGAUAAGAACUAUUCAUACUAGUUUUAUCUCAGGUAAAUACUCUUGUACCCUUUUUGUUUGGAUAGAAGCUUCUAAUAUGUCUUAAGUGUACCAGUUUGUCUUUCAUAUAGGAACUGCCUAAUGUCUUAAACUCUCAUAUCUAAAUUAACUUUGGGACAGCCAUGACUUUGCUUCAAUAUAAGUCACCUAUUUAAUUCAUAUUGAAUGUAUUAACAAAGAUAUAUAAACAUUCUUCUUAAGAGGAGAAUGCGUCUGUGCAUAAUAGCGCCUAAAACCACCAUAAAGAGUGUAUAUUAUGCAGUACAAAGUUUUGUUCCUGAUUUUAAAGAAGACUGACUCAGCGUAAAUACUUCUGAUAUAUUUUCAUGUAUAGAUGCUUAGACAUUUUAGAGUAAGUAGCUAGAGUCUUAACACUUCUUAAUUUAGUCUUGAGCAGUAAACAUUAACAGAUCAGACUCAAUGCUGCUGUAAGCUACUGAAUACCAAGCAGUAAUAUAUUAAGAUACUUUGCUAUUUGCAUAUGAAUUUAUUGUGUACUGUAAUAAGUAUCGAGUUACUUGGGAAAUAUCAUCUAGAGGUGAAAAGAUGGAUAAAGCUAUAACUUUUAAUGCAGAGCUACUCAACACUGCACUCGAAUUUCAGAUGCUUUUUGGUCCAGAAUGAUGUCCACAGCUGGCAUUUGCUCAUUUCUGUUUGUCUGAGCAAUUGAUUGAUAGGCUUUUCUGAAUGAAAUAUUAAUAAGGGCAUACUUUGUAGCUUUCUUUCAGUAAGUGACUGAGCUGAAAUUGUGUCUGUGUGUGAGAGAGAAAGAUGGGGAAACUAGAACAGUUCUAUAAACCUUCAACUAUUUGUUUUGGUGGACAAAUGCACUUUUAAGCCAGACAGUUACAUUUACAAAUCAGUUUCUGCACUGAUGUUGUAAUAUGUUAUGUUUUCUUCUUACAUGUAAAUCCAUUUAAGAAUAGAGGUCUCCUUUUGGGCAUGCAGCAAAACUAGAAAUACCCAGGAAGAUUUUAAGGGCACUCCUCCUCUAAAACUCAAAGAGCUCUCCCACCCACCCAAGGAUUUUGUCAGGAAUUCUUCUCCUUGCUAACUCUUAACUGUCCUAAAAUUAAUUGUUAGAAUUGGAUGCACUAACAAUAGCUGAAGCAGCAAAACAGACAGAACUUUCUGCUGACAACUUAGGUUGUAUGAGUUGCUUGAAAGCUUUAAGUUGGAUGUGUUUUCUGUACGUGUUAGAAUAUUCCCUUCAAACAUAUCCUUCUGCAAUUGUAUGAAAUUGAUUUUUGUCUGCCUCUGUGCUACCACAACUUCAUUUUAAAUAGAAUAUUAUUUUGAUUUUUGAUAAGCUGCUGAAUUCUAAAGAGUUUUCUGGGGCCACCAAAUAUUUUGGAUCAUGCAGAGAAUAUAUAUUGUAAUGUAGUAAUUUUGUAUUUACAUUUGUAUGAUGUGACAAUAGAUGUGAAUGUUAAUCACUGCUUGACUAUGUUAAUAAAAUUUGUUUAAAUAUA
Molecule: messenger RNA, 8006 nt
Organism: Heteronotia binoei (common prickly gecko)
Lineage: Eukaryota; Metazoa; Chordata; Lepidosauria; Squamata; Gekkonidae
Gene: TNPO1
Product: transportin 1
Exons: 25
Coding region: 166-2838 (890 amino acids)
Biological process (GO): protein import into nucleus
Cellular component (GO): cytoplasm; nucleus
Molecular function (GO): small GTPase binding; nuclear import signal receptor activity
Source: RefSeq, a predicted model, not a curated record